Messenger RNA from Scylla paramamosain (green mud crab), 5148 nucleotides. Its product is annotated as divergent protein kinase domain 2B-like. The transcript has 11 exons. Lineage: Eukaryota; Metazoa; Arthropoda; Malacostraca; Decapoda; Portunidae. The coding region runs from base 783 to 2330 and encodes 515 amino acids. The record is from RefSeq and is a predicted model, not a curated record.
CUUGGGAGGUAUCGCAGCGGACGAUUCGCCGGCUGGCUGGCUGCAGUGUUUUGGUCAGCACUGGUCGGUUUUGCCCUACACGCUCUAUUAACCAGGCUUCUCCCUGCACCGAGCACUGCCAAGCAACAACAGAGAGGCACGAGUACGUAAGGGGUCAAUUUCAAAAUGAAAAACGUUACGUACGUACGUAUGGCAGCGGGGCGGCGGCAGGUCGCCUGUGACGUCAUCAAGGAUCCGGGACUCGGUCUGCUCCAGUGUCUCCUCAAUAUUUACAGUAAUUUCCACUGUUUUACAAGACAGCGAAAAAGUGGUGAUGAUGUUAAAACAAGCAAUCAACACACACCGUCACCACUGCGUCUUCAGAAGUGAACAGCCCUACAUUGACCUAUGUACUCCCGCUAACCAUUGCUAGUGGGAGAAAGGAAAGAACUGAGCUGAUGGGCGGUGCGUGUUUUGGCGAAACACUCCCUCCGCCGCUGACAGCUGACGCCUGGCAGCAGCAGUGGCAACAUCAGGGUCAAGGUGCUGGAGACCGUCUAGCGACCCGCACGGUCUGGGUUAACUGUCACGGUGAUGUGUUCUUGACAGCAGGGAAUGAAAGUCUUCAUGAAAGGGAAAGAACUACAGUGUUCAGUUUUUUUAAGACAUUUUUUAAGACAUUAUCAUUUGACAGAUGUACCGCCCCAGUCAAACUCUUUUUCCUGUAUAUAAUGAAAUUAUAUUAAUCCCAUUAUCAUUUAUGGACUUUUAAAUGUUGGAAAAUUGCACUCAAAGAAAACAAGAUGCAGCUCUUACGGAUUCAUUAUCAAAAGCUGUUCAUAUGUAUGUCAUUUGUGAUGUUAGUGUUGGUGUUUGUGAGGGUGUGGGAUGCCAGUGAUGGGUCUCGAGGGCCAAGGCAGACCUUGCCUGCCUCACUAAAAAGCCCAGAAAAGAGUGUUGGCAGUGCAAGGGAGAACAGCAUCAACAUAGACUCCCCAGUGCUGCCCCCCAUCAGGCAUAGAGGCCAUGACAGUAUUAAAACGAAUGUUUUUGCUGAUUUAUUCCAAGAUAUAACUAAGGAAGAGACAUGUCCAUUAUGCUUUGGACAUGACCUGUGUGAGGACGUGUCUGCUGGUUUCCUGUCACUGGCCACGGACACCCCGCAGGCAGUGCAUGGAGCGGCUGUAUAUAGCGCUCAUUUGGGAGACAUGCAGAAACUCUCUGUAAAGAUUCCUACAGGCAGUGGGUUCUCUCUCCUUGAUGAUUCCGUGUGUGUCAAUGCCAGCUUAGGUACAGGCUGUAGCGUUGGCUCUGCUGCCCUUAAGUCCUUUUUAGCAAGGUCUCAGUCUUUGUCACCUCAACUUCUGCAUCAUCUAUUGCGCAUUGUUGGCACUCCACGCAAUCAAUAUCCGUUGUUAAUGUGUCCAAGCAAGAAGUUGUUGAGCAUCAUAGAGCAAUCAUUUGAUGAAAAUGAUGACCGUAGCCUCAAUCAAGAUGAAAGAAUAAUGUUGUACACAACAAUGGCCAUUGCUCCAGAAAUUGCUAUUUACAAGAUACUUACCAAAGCAAACCUUAAUGUGGGAUUCCCUCGGCUGGUGGGUGUGUGUGGACGAGCCCAGGUGCUGGAGGAUGAAUUAACACCAAUGGCCGCAAUGCUGGAUGAAUCCUUCAAUGUCCGAGCCUCACUUGCAGCCCAAAUUCUGACCAUGGUGGAUGACUUCAUGGAAGAUGAUCCAGAAUGGUAUUUGUUCUAUGGCUCAUGGUCUCUGGAUAAGAUGGCCAUCAACAAGGAGGGAGAAGUGGUGCUGACUGACCUUAGUGAUAUGGCUGUUGUGGACAAGAAUCUUUUUCGAGAUGAAUAUGAAGAUGGAACGGAGAGUCGCACACAAGAAGUUUGCAACAAGGAAUGUUUCCAAAAGUUCACAGGAGAAGUGUACAGGGAAGGUCAUGAUACAGAUGAGAUAUGUUCCCGUGUAGAAGAUGUAGGUCACUUGAUGUAUGCUGCUGUGUGUGCUAUGAUCCUUAGUGACAUGAAGCAACACAAAUACGUGGAUUACUUCACUAGCACCUCCAACCUCCAGCAGCAGCCUCGCACCACCAAAGGAUUGCUCCACAACAUCCCUGCAUCUGAUAGAGCCACUGUAGAGGAACUGGUGGCUGAGUGUGUGGAUGAGACAGCACCGGGAGGGAGGCUGCAGGCUGCUCAGGAACUUCGAGACUUCCUCUCAGACUUCUUGUUGGAUGAAGAAGAUGAUGACAAGGAUGAAGAAGGAGAGGAAGAGUUGGAUGGCAAGGAUGAGGAUGGAGAGGAUUAUGAUGAUGACUAUGACUAUGGGGAGGAGGAAGGAUGAGAGGCAAAAUGUGCAGCCUCUGAAGUGUGGAUGAGUACAAGAUGUUGCUUUUUUUUAUAACACCAAUACUUCUUUAUAGCUCCAUAUGAUGUUAUAGUAAUAUGAUCUGCAGUUUUGAAAAGUAUAAGCAAGAAGGAAUCUCGCUGUUGCGCUGGUAGCCAGGCUAUCGCACAUAAUCUGUGAUAAGGUAGUAGAAGCAAUACUUAAUGUCUACUUCAGUUGAUUUGCUCUCCAAUUAGGAAUUUUAUUCAUUGUUUUCUUUAUUGGAUAUUCUUUUGUUGUACUGUUUUAGGUCUUCAGGAAGUUUACUUUUCAUGUGUUGCUUUUUCACUUUUUUAUAAUGCAAACUUUUCUUUUCCAAAUGUGAGGUUUCAUCCAAGGAAGAAGCAGAAAAUCAAAUGAAAUGAAGUCACAAAAGAAAUAUGUAUAAAAAAUCAAAUUUUGCUUCUUUCCUAUUUAUAAGGUAAUAAAGUUCAUGAGAGAGCAGUUCGCAACACAUCUUUUGACAUUUUGAAAAUGCAGAAAUACAUAUAAUAUAAUCUUCCAUUUCUCUUUUUUCAUAAAUUGCCUUUAUUUGAUGAUUGGACCAAGAACUUCACCAGAAUAAGUAACUCACUUCUUUGAUACUAACAGUGACUCAAUCUGCCUUAAAUAAUGUAUACACUCAGUGCAGUGCAGCAAUUUGCAUUGUGUGACAUAACACUCAAGCAAAUGAAUAACGUACCUAGGUCUGAUCUUGUUGAAUUUUAUUUUUAUUUGGUACAUCAAGUAAUUAUUUUGAUAAUAUUAGAGACAGCUGAAUAUACACCAUACUGAAAACUAUCUUUAGGAUUUUCAUUGAGCCAAUUUGACACAACUGAUGAUGAUAUUAGAAAAAUAGUGUUGGGCCUUCGAAAUUGUUGGUAGGCCUUCUAAUCUAGUAUUUCAUGGCUUGUCAAGCAGUUUAUGUAAUGAUAGCUUUUUUUUUUUUUUUUCAUGCAUUUAAUUCAUAGAUGUAGAUAACCACCAAAGGGCAACUAAAGGAAAGCUACCCUCUUUAUUAACAGAUACAUCUCCAUGCACAAAUUCCAACCCUUCCAAGACAUCCUGUAGUGUUACAUUUUACAUCCAUUAGUCAUCUGAAAAAAGAUAGUUUUCAGAAUGAGUGUACAGCUGUAUAUUGACUAUAUUGACACUCCUCUAAUCUUAUAAGAAAUGUAUUUUUAUCAUCAUGAGAUUUGAAAUUUGUAAUGGUAAACAAGCAUAUGCAUUGUCUGCUGGGAUGACAAUCAUGGCAUAAUGAAAUAGGAUUUUAUAUAAUGUGUAUGAACCUAGAAACAAGAAAAAGAAAAGUCUGUAGCACAAAUUUUUAGGUUUGCAACAGCAAUGCUUAAAAACAGUGAGAAUUUUAUAAUAGAAGUACCUACUUAACAAACUGAUUAGAGGUAAUGAAUUUAUAGGAUGUUGAUAUUUUUAGAGAGAUAUGUGUAUUUAUAGUUUAUAUUGUAUAGAUGUAUACAUACUAUAUUUUUGCUUAUUAUUUAUAUUGAUGAGAAUUGGUGGAAAUAAUGCAAAGAAUACCAUGACAUCAGCUUGUUUUUUUUCAUGGUGGGGAAGGGAAUGAAUUGUCCUUUCAAGGAAGACUGCAACAGCAAUAUUAAAUUUAGCAGUCUUCAAACAGUGGCAUAAUGUAUUUCUUGCAACCAAGGAUGAACUCCAUCCCUUGUCUUGCAACAUAUUGAAAUGUCUUCAAAUGUGAGGUAAUGUAUAAUAUUUUAUAUACUUUUAUUGAUUAGAUAUCUUGUUUAUAUGGGGUAUGAGUUUUUGUGAAUGUAAAUUUCUUAGGAUAAGAUAUCCCUUGUACAGGAAAGUCCCCACUAUACAGUCUGGUUGAAUUCUUGGAAUACUGAUUUUUGAAUGAAGGAUCAUGCAACAAGCAUGAUGCAAGAGUUCAGUGGAGGAUAUACUUUAGGGCUUCAUCAUCCCCAAAAAACAUAGAUAUAAAAAUGAACAAGAUAUUCUGUGUACUUGAUUUUUUUUUUUCAUAAAUAUUCAGUAAUGCAUAAACUUAAUAAGUGUUUUUAUUUAUAAGAUCAUAUAUGUAUAGAAUAAAUGCAAAAAUAGGAAUGGAAACCAUUGUUGCAUUUUCUGGUGUAGCAUUUAAAGGAAAGUGGCAAGUGUUUAGAUCUUGAAUAGAAUUUGAGAAUUAAUACUUCGUGAUCAUGAAAGUUCACCUGUUAGAGUAUGCAAACAUCAAGCAUUCUGAAAGGAGCAUGGCCCUUGCCAUUGUAAGAAAUGGCCAAAUGAAUUCAUAGCAUGCUAAAUCCUCCCUUACAACAUGAAAAAAAUUCUUUCUUUUAUACUUGAAUAACACCUUCAAGAUUUGCAAAAAUUCUUAGUGUCUUCUUUCACUUUCAUAAAGCCUGCUUUUUCUUAUUUAUUUACCUAUUAUUUUAUCAAUUUAUUUUCAUAGAAGGAAAGAGAACACCAUGUGUUAUUGUGGAAAACUUCUGAAAGUGGCACAGUUGAUGCAUGGGAGAUGGUGGAUGAGUGGCUCUAGAAAAUGAGAACAGAAGUGACUGGAUGCUUGUGCAGCUAUACCAAAAUGUUAUCCAUGAGUGACUGAGGAAUUUCAGACACUAAAUGUAAGAGGAAAGAGUGAUGGAACAACAAUCUUCAAGUGGAGAAUCCUAUGAUAGAUGUUUGUACAAGUUGGAAUUCUUGCUUCUGUUUUAAGAUUUUAUUUAUGUAUAAUAAUGUAUGUUUCUUUUCUCUUGUUGCAGAGUAAAACAUUAUGAUCACAUUUCACUGAAAAGGUAUAAUUAAAAAUAAUAAUUUA